CCCGAAUGCCUUAAUCAACUCGCGAGCCUUCUUCUCCUCUCACGCGGCAGUUCCUUCUUCCGAUUCAUCUCCCCUCUUCUUCUUCUCUUCCUCUGCCGGCACAAACCACACGCGGCAGUUCUUCCCUUCUUCCAGUCUCCACUUCUCUUCUUCUGCUUCGCCGACAGCCGCCCUUCACUAUGCCCUAGUUCUUCCUUUUUCAUGCCGAGCCGUGGGCCUUCUCCACCCGACGCGAAGCAUCUCAACGCCGCCGACCCUGCCCGUGCCCUAACGCCGACACCUCCUGGCACAGUCAACGCCGUCCCUCUCCCUCUCACGGCCUUACUCCAUUUGCCACUCGCUAUUCCCGGUGACCAUCGAGACAGACGCCAAGCCGUGGGAUCGAUUACCAUCCGCUAGCCGCCGGUGACCUCUGCCGCUACCCUUGGAUGUCAACCUGUGCCUAGCCGGAACUUGGAGGUCUUUUCCCUUGGCAUUGACUCUUCUGGUGUUAAAUUUUUCCCCUGAUCAGAUUGCCCCUUUGUCUUUGCCACUGUUUGAGGUCACGGGAUUGGAGAAGACGAUCAGGAAGGUCUUGCUGGGGUAUUUGAUUGGGUACUUGAUUUGGGGGCAUUCGUUGGGUGCUCAGCAGGUAUGGAUGUUUUCUAUGAAGCUGGAAUCGUGAGCAGUGUUAGCCAGAACUGUUAUAUUAAGAAGGAGCUUAAUCUCCGACAGAGGAGAUGGAUGGAGUUCCUGAAGGACUACGAUUGUACCAUUAGCUAUCACCCGGGGAGAGCUAAUGUGGUUGCCGAUACGCUUAGCAGGAAGUCCGGCAUACUGCUCUAUACAUUCUUCUUGUUCAGUUGGAAUCACUUCUCUUGCCAAAUCAAUGAGACACUAAUCAAAGAAACAGAUGAUUGUUGGGCUGAGCACGACCGCGACUCCCAGGGAUACCUAGUGGCCAACAGAAGAACAUUUCCAUCAGGAAUCAAAGCUCUUGCAGAUUAUGUGCACAGCAAGGGGCUUAAGCUUGCAUUUACUCAGAUGCAGGCUCUGAGAUGCCUGGUUCACUGGGGUAUGAGAAGAAAAAUGCUGAAACUUUUGCUGCAUGGGGAAUAGAUUACCUCAAGUAUGACAACUGCAACAAUGGAGAUUUGAAACCCAUGGAGAGAGUGACUAAAAGUCUUGAAAAGAACACCAUAUGCACCAUCAAUCCCAGAGAAUGGACUGUAAGCAUGUUUAUGAGAAGGAACCAGUAAUCCACUACAUAAGCACAAAGAAACCACAUCCUCGAUGCCCAGUUGCAGGUUGCCCAAAAAUUCUCCAAGUUGAACGGGUUGUAUGCGGCGCCUUGCUUACAAUAGAAAUUGAUGAAAUACGUUUGGCAUCAGCUACAAACAUAAAUUCAACAAUGGUAGAAGAUUUUAUAGAAGUUGAUUGAAAAUGGCAACACUGCUCCCUGCAACUGUAAGCUUAAUAUAAUUUUUCAAGGUGAUUGAGCCCCUGUCGAUGAUUUUUCAUCAGCCAAUGCGAUUUAGGCAUCAUAGUUAAUUAUCUUUUGAUGUUGUAAGAUGAAUAUUUGUGUAAUUUGUGGAUACGGACUUGAUGUGUACAAUAUCUAUUAUCUUUUUAUAUUGUAAGAAUAAUAUUAUGUAUUGGUAACAUGGAUAUUUACUUGGUGUGUUUAGAUA
Molecule: messenger RNA, 1670 nt
Organism: Zingiber officinale
Lineage: Eukaryota; Viridiplantae; Streptophyta; Magnoliopsida; Zingiberales; Zingiberaceae
Exons: 11
Coding region: 634-1098 (154 amino acids)
Biological process (GO): carbohydrate metabolic process
Molecular function (GO): hydrolase activity, hydrolyzing O-glycosyl compounds
Source: RefSeq, a predicted model, not a curated record